Molecule: messenger RNA, 2472 nt
Organism: Linum tenue
Lineage: Eukaryota; Viridiplantae; Streptophyta; Magnoliopsida; Malpighiales; Linaceae
Source: the annotation of a GenBank genome assembly
CAGCCUUCUCACUCACUCUCCUUCUUCCCUUCCAUGUAGCUUCAAUAAAGCUUUUGCAGCUCCCUCUUUUCAUCUCUUUUCCCUGGACCGGUUUACUAUAUUGAAUAUUCUGGUUCUGGGUUGCGUGCAUUUUGCUCCCAAAAUUCUCCCCCUUCAUCUCCCUCUCUGUUUUUAAAUUUUGGGUUCUUGAGCUGGCUGCUAAAGGAAUCUCCUCUCUCCCUCUCUCUCUCUUCCUUCUUCUGCAGUUGUCCCCCGAAAAGCAAAAAUUAUAAAAUCCCACUAAGCGUGCUAAAAGGCGAAAGCCCACUAAAGUCCCCUCUCCCCCUCUUCCUCCUCCUCCUAUUAUUAUCAUCCCCACCCCUCCUUCCUCCCGUAAUUCCAUCAUUCCUUUCUCUCCACCCCCUUUGCGUUUCAGCCUUUUUGAGUGUGUGUGUGUGGGUUUGUUGAGGAUUAUUAAAGGGAAAGGUUUACUUGUCUUUUGGCUGGGCUCUCUGGGUUGUUGGGAUCUUGAGGUCUCUGUCAUUGAUUUGGAUGUGUUUUCGCCAUCUGGGUCUCCUUCAAAGAACCUAAAAGAGGUAGCUUGGAAGGGAUCUUUGCGUUGUUUGUGGAAGGGAUCAUGAUGCCGGUCAACUUGUUCUUGAGUGCUGGUUAAGAACCAUAUUAACUUAAGUGAAGCGCUACGCAUAUUUUUUUAAAAACAGUUUGGGUUCUGUUCCUGUUGGUGCUUGAAAGUCAAAGGCGUAGACUUUUUCUGUCGACUGGUUUUUAUUAUAUAUUGCUUCUUGGGGUUGGUUUCCUUUUGCCCAACUUGGAAUGAUGGAAGAGUGUUCAAAGGGAAGUGGUGCAGCCUGUUCGCCUAAGUUGCUGGAUUUGAUACCCAAAGAAAUGGAGUGGGCUGUUGCUAAAGGGGAAAGUGGAGAUGUUGAGAGGUCAUCAGUGGAGAUCAGGAAGCUUGAGCUCAGGCUCGGUCUGCCUGGUGAUGAUGAAUGGUCCCUUAAGAACACCAACACUGCCAAAAACAUUAAUAGAGAAAGAGAUCAUCACGACUCUCUCUUUUCUCUGGGAUACUUCAACCAUGGACAUCAUCAUAACCACCACCACCACUUUCAUCAUCAUCAACCAAGCCACAAAGCUGGUUCUCAUGAGAUAUCACCACAAGUUGGUCCAGUAGCUGGUUCAUCAUCAUCUUCUGUGUGGUUUAAUCAACAGCAGCAGCAGCAGCUGGCUCCACCAUCUUCCUUUCUUCAGUUUCCAACAACAACAAAAGCAGCAACAGACAAGCAACAGAGCAGCUGCUUGUUGUUGCCUACUGUGGCAAAGGAAUCCUCACAGCCCUGUUGCACUAAAGUAGGUGCAAUAGACUUGCAGCAGAGUCCUGCAGAAAAGAAGGCAUUUUCACCACCAGCUGCUCCUCCUACUCCUGCAAAUACAGCUGUGGCCAACAGCUCUCAGAAAAGAACUGCUCCUGGGCCAGUGGUGGGUUGGCCACCAAUUCGUUCAUUUAGGAAGAAUUUAGCAAGCAGCAGCAGCUCUUCAAAGCAACAGCAAACAACUGACUCCCAGAAUGGAAACCCAAACAAGAAGGCUGCAACAAGUGACAAACCAGUUGAAGCUUGCAAGAAAGGCAUGUUUGUUAAGAUCAAUAUGGAUGGUGUCCCAAUUGGUAGGAAAGUUGAUCUUACAGCCUAUGACAGCUACCCAAGGCUCUCCACUGCUGUUGAUGAGCUCUUCAGAGGACUUCUUGCAGCUCAAAGAGAUUCCAGUGCUGGUGGAAACAUGAACAAGCAGCAGCAGGAAGAGGAAGAGAAAGCAAUUACAGGGUUAUUGGAUGGAAGUGGGGAAUAUACUCUUGUUUAUGAAGAUAAUGAAGGAGACAGGAUGCUUGUUGGAGAUGUCCCAUGGCACAUGUUUGUGUCCACAGUGAAGAGGCUUCGCGUUCUGAAGAGUUCAGAGGUUUCUGCUCUUAGCCGUGAGUGAUCUUAAAUCUCAUCUACUGCUGCAAUGGGAAAGUGAUUAAGGCUGAUUAGUUUUUCUUGAUUACAUUUGUUAGGUGGUGCUAACUAGGAUUUUUUUGCUUUGUUCAGUUGGAUGCAGCAAGCAGGAAAAGAUGAAGAGAGAGCUUGGAUCUGUGGUUUUCUGGGGGGUUUUUUUUUUCCUGGGGUUUGCUUUGCUCUUAUUUCUGCCUAUGGCGUUGUAAUGAAAUUUUAUUGCCACUGAGAAGUAUAUAAUAUUUUUGUGUAGCUUGCUUUGUUGACAUUCCAUGUUUUAACAACCUAACCACCCUACAUUUGAGUUUUAAUUUCUAAUUAGGGUUCCUCGUCAAUCUCAAUUCUCACAGCGUAUAUCGGUGCAGCCUAAAAAUCGACCAAAAUUUACUGUGUUCAUGUCUGAUUGGCGAAUCAAAGAAGUAUGUAUCGAAUUAUAAUAUAGUAGUAGGCAUGCCGCCCGGGUUUGACGGCGAUUGAGACGAAG